Pyricularia grisea is the source of this 3621-nucleotide messenger RNA. RefSeq lists its product as uncharacterized. NCBI's taxonomy places the organism in Eukaryota, Fungi, Ascomycota, Sordariomycetes, Magnaporthales, Pyriculariaceae. The record is from RefSeq and is a predicted model, not a curated record. The transcript has a single exon. The coding region runs from base 1 to 3621 and encodes 1206 amino acids. Gene Ontology annotation, molecular function: NAD+ poly-ADP-ribosyltransferase activity.
AUGACUGCCCGGAAGUUCAAGGCCGACGUCUUAGCGGCAGCCACCCAGGCCGAAGCGGGGCGCAUCAAAAAUGUGUCUUCGGUGAGGGGCGAUGAUGACGAGGUCAUAGUUACCUACUUCAACAAACAGCUCCCCAAGAGCCUUCAAGUCCGUCUUCUGGCUGCCGACGUCGACAGAUAUCCUGGUCCAUGCAGCUUCCUUCUCUUCACCGAUGAUGAGGAGGCACCGAGGCAGAUAGUCAAGGUUCUCGAGCAAGUGCAAACUCACCUUGCCGCUGGCGGAAGCUUCACCAUUCUUCGCGCUGUCACUUACUUAUCCAAGAAUUUGGACAAGUGCUUGGAGCAGUUCCUUAGUCUUGACAGCCACAAUUCAUCUGAUGCAGAGAUGACGGAUAUUGAUGGUAUAGAUGACAAGGACGACGACGACGACGGCGACGACGACGAUGUUGAUGAUAGCUUCGACGUGAAUUCAACUGACGAUGAGGCUGAUGAUGAGGGCUUCUUUGCUCAGAUGAGUGGUGGUGCUGCCGGCGUACCCAACAUGAACACCCAGCUUUCACAGUCCCAGCUCCAGGACCAGGAGCGGAUCAGAGGAAACCUCCGCAAGGCCAAGCAAUCGGGCUGCAAGAUUGGGAUUCUAGUCGGGCUGCUUCCCGGCCAUAGUUCCCAUAUUUUCUCAAUGUCUGUCAGGAUCGGCAAGAUUGGCUUGUCUGAGGAGAAUCUGUUGGCCUGGGGCCUCUCUGCCUCAGACUACUUGGUUCUGCUAGUUUCAAUAAGUGAUACGACUUUCCCAACCAUGGAAAGCCUUAUGGAGCGGCCGGCUGCACACAGCGGUUUGAGGUUCCGCAUCCGCAAAUGCGCCAAUUUCAAGCCGACAGUGAGCCAGGCCAUCAAAGCAUUCAACGAGGCCAUAAUACGAGAUGAUGAGCUUGAAGGUAGCGCACCACACUCAUCACUAUCAGAUCCUCCCCUGGAGCGCAUAUUUCUAUCAAGGUCUUUCGACGACUUUAUGAGUGAAUACUUUGUAUCACUUGUCAAGCUACGAGAGAACCUUGGCUGCUCAUGGGACGACGCGAAUGAGAGCUUGAUAGAUGGGAUGAGCAACACAGAUGAUCUAAGUAAGCAAUAUCCAGCUGAAAAACCAACCAAAAUGGAUGACCAUCUAGCCUCAGGGGUGCGCAAAGAAAGAAGUAUUCCCUUGAUUUGUUGGGAAUUCGCAAUGAAGUACUUCAAGGACUGUACGAAAUACUGCCUUCGCUGCCAUCGACUCGUCAAAAACGACGUGGGUUCUCUUAAGCCCUUCGUUUGCUCCAACGAACUCUGUCUAUUUCAGUAUAUGCAGAUGGGACUGGGACCCAGCGUUGAGCACGAAAUUCUCACGCAGCCUAAGGUUGUCGAUCUUCUUUGCAGCUUUUGUUAUAGCAGUACUGUGAGCCCAGCGCGCAACAUGAUGAUCACGGGCGCUGACUUGAGCGGCAAUAACAAAUACGCAAUUAGAGAAUUCCCCGUUGGUCUUUCACUUAAAGUGCCAGACUUCUUCAGCCAAAGACAGUCGUCUGCACCAUUACCCAGAUGCAUUCCAGUCCAGGUCACAGAUCUUGGCCAGAGUCUAUUGCUACAAACGUAUGAACACGACGACUGGCUGGAAGCUUUGAGGCCAGGGAUCUGUUAUGCGCUUGUGAGUCGGUUUACACUCCUCAGCCACGGGUUCACUUUCCAGGAUAAUACAUUUUCGUCAAAGCUGGCAACGCGCUACAGUCGACCAACGGUGGCAAAAGUUCUGAAUAACCAGCUCGGAAAUCAAGUUAUCAAUGGAAUCAGUGCAUCUACGGAAUCGAUCACCUAUGGCAAUGUCGUCAGCAUUGAUCGAACUGAGGGCGCUGUGGUCAUCUCAGUUGCAGGACGUCGAGGUCGAGCAAUCGGUAGUGGCGCCACCGAAGAGAUCAGCCCAGGACAUGAUCCUGCUCAGUUGUACCUUGCAACCUUUGAUACGAGUUUCGACACUUUGCUCGACGACGGAAAGGCCGUAGCAAUCCGAUUUAUCCUGGAUAUGCUACCGCCAAUCGCGGAUAUCAGGGCUUUCCUCAAGAAAAGCCCGAACUCGUCAGUGAAGGGUAUGAACCAAAUGUUAGCCCCCACGGCAACGCUUUUGGAGUGGAUCGUUGCAACAAAUCGAUCGCUCAUUAUGUGCCUCGAGGAGGAGGAGGAUGACAUUAACCCCACGUUGGAUGCGACACCUACACAAUCCUUAGCCUCGCUUAAGAUACCAGAGAUGUCUGAUUAUAUCCAGUUCCGCUUUGCUCAGGGGUCGCCUGAUAAGGAGGAACGCUUCAAGAAAGAACUGAACCGGGCGGGAGUGGUGGGAUCCAAACACCCGACCAUCUUUGCGUGGCAUGGAAGCAGCCAACCCAACUGGCACAGCAUCAUCAGGACGGGUCUUGAUUUCAGCAAUGUCAUCAAUGGACGAGCCUUUGGCAACGGGAUUUACUUUUCGCAAUAUUUUACCACCAGCAUGGGGUAUGCGCACCCAGGAACAAGCUUUAUAUGGCCAUCUUCUACAUUCCAGUCCAAUAUGACCAUCGUUCUGAGCGAACUAAUCAACAUACCGGAUCAAUUUGUUAGCCGCAACCCUCAUUUGGUCGUACAGAAUAUUGACUGGCAGCAAUGCCGCUAUCUGUUCGUCAAAAAGCCUACGGUCCCAGAGAUGGGUUCUUCACUGGGUGCUGUCACUCCGUCUGCCACAUUGCAACACCGAGUGUUUAUCGAGCAGGAUCCUUACAUGAUUCCACAAGGAGCUGACAGCAGGCCGCUAAGAAUCCCUCGGGCAGCUAUACCAUCGUCUGGUAGCCAGAUGUGGCCGAAGAAUGAUGGUUACAAGAGCGACGACGAUGAUAUUGAUGUUUUGAAGGAAGUGGUCGAAAUAUCCAGUGAUGAAGAUGACAGCGAUACAGACGUCGAGUUACUUGAGGUCCGGACCAUCAAGCCAGCCCAUCUCACCGACUUCCAACCAGGCACAUUGGAUCUCGCCAGUCUUCCCCGCCUUGCUCCUCCCCAAAGGUCAGGCGGCGCUGGCAGGCAACUGGCAAGGGAGAUCAGUGCACUCAGGAAGAUACAGGAAGCUACGCCGUCACACGAGCUGGGAUGGUAUAUCGACUUUGAUGGUAUGUCGAAUAUGUUCCAGAUGAUCGUGGAGUUGCACAGCUUCGACAAGACAAAACCUUUAGGGAGAAGCAUGGCUCAGAAAAACGUCACCUCGAUUGUGAUCGAACUUCGUUUUAGCGAGAACUUUCCCAUCUCUCCACCCUUCGUGCGCGUGAUACGUCCUCGCUUCUUGCCUUUCCAUGCGGGCGGAGGUGGACAUGUCACGAUUGGCGGCGCUAUGUGCAUGGAGCUCCUCACAUCAACUGGCUGGAGCCCGGCAUGCAGCAUAGAACAUGUUCUGAUCAUGGUACGGCUUGCGCUGGUCUCAGAAGACCCAAAGCCGGCUCAGAUAGAAGGUGUUGGUGGCGGUGAUUAUGACAUUGGCGGCGCUAUAGCGGCCUACCGCCGGGCAGCGACCGUGCAUGGCUGGCGAAUACCUCCUGACCUGAACCAAACCGCCAUGGGGGCCGGCUCUGCAUGA